UCCAAUCUAAUAUUUUUAAGUGUUUAUGGCCAGUAAUUUAAAGACUAAGAUGCAGUUUCUUAGGGCAGCCGGUAGUAACGGGCGUGCUAUGAGCAAAUUAGUUGGUAAGGCAGAUAAGCAGCUCAACAAAGGCAAGGUCGAAGAACCGAUUAGAAGCCGAGAUGGGUGCUGGGUCCCGCACCCUCGGUCGGGAAUAUAUUUUCCAGCCGGGCAAGAGUGGGUCAUGAACGACGUCCCCGAGAAUGCAGCCGUGUUUAACCGCACCUAUUGGCUUAGGAGUGUAGAUGGGGUGGACCAAUCUGAUCAACCUAAUUUAAUUACCUCGGCUGCCCCUGCCGCCAUCUCCUGAUCAAUUAAUAAUACA
Impatiens glandulifera is the source of this 364-nucleotide messenger RNA. RefSeq lists its product as uncharacterized. Lineage: Eukaryota; Viridiplantae; Streptophyta; Magnoliopsida; Ericales; Balsaminaceae. The record is from RefSeq and is a predicted model, not a curated record. Bases 26 to 349 code for a protein of 107 amino acids. The transcript has 2 exons.